UGGUGUCGAUAUUAAUGAAAUUAUUCCAAAAACACACCAUGGUCGUUUAACCAAAAAACUAGCUAUUAGUUUAUCAAAUUAUAUGAACCAAGAUUAUUAUGGACUCAUAUCGUUAGGCACUCCACCUCAACAAUUCAGAGUAGUGUUUGAUACGGGCAGCUCUGACCUAUGGGUGCCGUCACCAAAAUGCGGUUCGUGUGCCUGUAUUAUACACCGGAAAUAUUAUUCAGCAAAAUCAUCGACUUAUGUCAAAAAUGACACCAAGUUUUCAAUACAGUACGGCAUGGGUAGUGCCAAAGGCUUUUUGAGCACCGAUACCUUAACCAUAGGUGGGCUUAAAGUGGUUAACCAAACUUUUGCCCAGAUCACGUCUGAACCUGGUCCGGCCAAUGUGCUGGGUGAUUUUGACGGUCUAAUGGGAAUGGCUUUUCAGUCACUUUCAGUGGACAACACAAUCACACCGUUUCAAAACAUGAUAACCCAGGGAGUGGUGUCGGCGCCGGUCUUCUCCUUCUACCUGAACCGAGACGUGAAGGGAAGGCCCGGCGGAGAGCUUAUACUCGGCGGCUCCGAUCCCGACCACUAUUCCGGUCACUUUACGUACGUUCCGGUGACUAAUCAAAGCUAUUGGCAAUUUAAGAUGGGUGGUAUACGUGUGGAUAGUGACCAAGGUGCUUUGUUUUGCCCGAAUGGGUGUCAGGCCAUUGCCGACACCGGCACCACUUUGAUUGUCGGUCCCAUACAAGAGACUAAUGCUAUUAACGCACUGAUAGGGGCUACAAAUCAGGGCAAAGGCAAUUGGGCGGUAAAUUGUUCUAGCAUAAAAACGUUGCCAACAAUUACUGUCAUAAUUGCUGGAAAAUUAUUCCCAAUUAAAGCCUCACAAUAUGUUUACACACAAAUCGGACCAAACGGUGGGACACAAUGUUUGUCUGGUUUUCAGGGUAUGAAUUAUACGGGUACAGGUUUGGCUGAAUUAUGGAUCAUGGGCGAUGUGUUUAUUGGGCCCUAUUAUACUGAGUUUGAUUAUGGUAGAAAGAGACUUGGAUUUGCGCCUAGCACACACUAUCUGACAUGUACACGGCAUGGCCGGGCAGACGUUGGAGUGUGCCCGGCUUACACGGGCAGACGUUUGACGUACCUGGCUUGCCCGGGCACACUUUUGACAUGUGCCCGGCAUAUCCAGAUAAACGAUAUUAACAACAUA
This is a messenger RNA of Medioppia subpectinata, 1207 nucleotides long. The record is from the annotation of a GenBank genome assembly. NCBI's taxonomy places the organism in Eukaryota, Metazoa, Arthropoda, Arachnida, Sarcoptiformes, Oppiidae.